AUGAAAGAUAGUCCCCCAAAUUAUCAAAAAGAAACACAAGCAACAGACGAUUAUAAAGAUAUUGAAUUCCUUCAAUGGCUUUCAUUCUUUUUAUUAAUUGUUUUAAUUCCAAGUACAAUUUGGUUAUGGAAGAAGUUCCAUCCAAAGCCAACACCAAAACAAUUCGAUUGUACUUGUGAAGGUUGCGAAAAGAAAUCAAAUGAAAAAAUUAAUAUUGAAAAGGCAGAAAUGAAAUCAACUCUCAACAAAGUUAAACUUUAUUCAGUUGUUCUCCUUUGGUUAUUAUUUGCAGGUUUAAUGUUUAUCGUUGUUACAAGUAAACAUGAAGUUGUCGAACCAUAUAAUCCAUAUAAAAUUUUAAACAUUGAAGUUGGUGCAAGUGAAUCAGAAAUUAAAACAGCCUACAGACAAUUAUCAAAGAUUUACCAUCCAGAUAAAAACCCAGAUAAAGAAGAUUUAUAUAUGGAAGUUUCAAAAGCCUACAAAACUUUAACAGAUAUAGCUACACGUGAAAAAUGGGAGAAAUAUGGUAAUCCAGAAGGUCCACAAAGAAUGAGUGUCGGUAUUGCAUUACCAUCAUGGUUAAUCAACAAGAAUAAUUCACCAGUUGUUUUAACAGCAUAUUUAUUGUUAUUAGUUGUAGCAUUACCAACUGCAGUUUUCUAUUGGAAUAAGAGUACUACAUCAAAAUUAUUGGCACCAAUCGAACAACAAACUCUUGCUCUCUAUUAUCAUGUUAUUGACGCACAAACUCGUCUUAAAGCAAUGAUUGAAAUUCUUGCUGCCUCCACUGAAUACAAAUCUGCACUUCCAGAUAGAAAAUCAGACGAAGAAAACUUAAAAGUAUUAUAUCAAAAGAUCCCAAAUGAAUAUAAAGUAAAAACACCACGUUUUGGUGCAGCAUACAUUGUCAAAGGUACAAUCUUAUUAUAUGCACACAUCACUCGUAUUAAUUCCAAAGAUAUGGCUCCAACUCUUAAAGAAGAUUUACAACACAUUUUAAAGACCUAUCGUCAUUAUUUAACUGGUGCCUUCCAAAUUACAAGAGAAAAACGUCAAUUAGCUGGUUUAGUUGAAAUUUGUCGUAUGUCACAAUGUAUUAUGCAAAGCGCUUGGGAAGAUCAAAGUCUUAAACAAUUACCACACAUUGACAAUGUUUUAUUACAAUCACUCAAAAGCAGUGGUUACUCUGAAAUCUCCAAAUUCAAAAAUAUCGAUAAAGAAAAGAGAAAGGAACUCUUAGCUAAAGGUUCACUUAACGAUCGUCAAAUUAAAGAUGUUGAAAAUAUUCUUGAAAAGAUCCCAUGUCAAGUUGGUGUUAAAUACAAGAUCUCAUCAGAUUCACCAACUCUUUUAGCUAGCUCAGUCUGUAUUUUAGAAAUCGAAUUCACCGAUCAAAUUGCACUCAAGAAACAAAAACAAGAAGAUGCCUUAGCUGCCGCUUCAACAAAGAAACCAGCUGCCGCUUCAAUCAAAGGUGGUGCUAGAAAGAGAGUUGUUAACAAAAAACAAACUGGUGCCGAUAAAGGAGAUAAAGCUAUUGAAGAUAAAUCUGAUGACGAAGAAGAACAACAAGAAGAAUCAUCUCCAAAAGAAGAAAAGAAACCAAAGAAAGAAAAGAAACAAAAAGAAAAGAAACUCGACGAAGACGGUAAUGAAAUCGAAGAUGAGGAAAAUGAUGAUUCAGAUUCAGAUUUCGAUUCAGAAUAUUCAGACUCUGACGAUGAUGAUACUUGGGAAGCAACACCAAAGAAAUCUUUAAUCAAUCCAGCCAAAGAACUCUAUCACACUCCAUUCACUUUUGAUGAUAAACCAGUUAGUUUCUGGGUUAUUUUAGGUAAUCGUUCCAAAAAUGAAUUGGUUGCUUUAGGUAAAACUGAAUCCUUUGCACCAGGUCAAACUCUUAAAAUUCCAUUCCUUUCAAGCGCCGAAAUUGGUAAAUGUAAUUAUACACUUUACGUUUUAUGUGAUGGUUAUAUAGGCUGUGAUAUCGAACAAGAAAUCUCUAUUAACUUGGAGAAAAAUCCAAGACCAAUCAUUGUUCAACAACCAAAUUUACCACCACAACAACCACCACCAGCAGCAAAAGAACAACCAACUGCCCAACAAAAACCAAAACAACAAGAACAAAAACCAGUUGCCGCCGUCCAACAAGAACAACCACCAGCUGUCCAACCACAACCACCAGCAAAUCCACUUUCACCACAACCAAAACCAUUAACCCAAAAACAAAUUAAUCAACAACAAAAACAAAUGAAAAAACAAAUGAAAGCUCAAGCCUCAUCAAGCUCAUCUUCACCACCAGAAAAAGAAAAAGCUAAAAUCAUAUCUGAAGAUUCAGAAUAA
This is a messenger RNA of Dictyostelium purpureum, 2346 nucleotides long. RefSeq lists its product as uncharacterized. Gene Ontology annotation, cellular component: Sec62/Sec63 complex. Gene Ontology annotation, biological process: post-translational protein targeting to endoplasmic reticulum membrane; SRP-dependent cotranslational protein targeting to membrane. The record is from RefSeq and is a predicted model, not a curated record. Bases 1 to 2346 code for a protein of 781 amino acids. The transcript has 2 exons. Lineage: Eukaryota; Evosea; Eumycetozoa; Dictyosteliales; Dictyosteliaceae. Gene Ontology annotation, molecular function: RNA binding; transmembrane protein transporter activity.